Cooperia oncophora is the source of this 1272-nucleotide messenger RNA. The record is from the annotation of a GenBank genome assembly. NCBI's taxonomy places the organism in Eukaryota, Metazoa, Nematoda, Chromadorea, Rhabditida, Trichostrongylidae.
AUGGUACGAUUGCUUGGCAUUGACUUCUCACCGCUCACUGAGCCAUGGGAUAGGAAACUUGAGACAUUAGGCGUUGCCAUAACGUCCGGAAUGCUCUUCCCAAUGAUUGUAGUGUGUAUGGCCUUGCCAUUCAUUCUGCUUCUCUGUGGUCUGUGGUACAUUGUUCUCCUAUAUGUUUUGUGGUAUUUGUAUGACCGAAAAUCGUAUGAAAACGGUGGCUACGAAAACACCUGGAUUAGAGGGUGCAAGUACAACCAAUGGGUCAUGGAUUACUUUCGGUCGGACGUUCAUGUAACCACCUAUUUGCCAGCUGAUCGUAAUUACAUAAUUGGAGCACACCCACAUGGCGUGAUUUGUUUCGGACUGUACGCAGCUUUUGCAAGAGAGUUUGAAGGCAGCAAAACCAGAAAUUUUCCACAUCUUCGCAUUCGUGCUUCCAUAUUGAAUUCAAACUUCAACAUUAUGCUCAGAAGAGAAUGGUUUCUUGCUGGCGGAUUCAUUGGCUGCGACGAGAAAAGCAUCAGGAACGCUCUCUCGGUGAGGGAAGUCGGACAAGCUGUAGUUAUUAUUGUGGGUGGAGUCGAAGAGUCUAUCCUGGCUCGUCCAGGAGAACACAAAAUAAAGCUGCUACACCGGAAAGGAUUCAUAAAAGUGGCUUUCCAUUGUGGUGCUUCAUUGGUUCCCAUGUACACGUUCGGUGAGACUGAAACCUAUAGGCAGCUCGAUAACCCAGAAGGCUCACUGGUACGCAAGUUGCAGAUGCUGCUCAAGCGGGUAUUUGGAACUCCAUUACCAUUUUUCAAUGGAAGAGGACUGUUCCAGGUAACCUUUGGUAGAUAUGCUGUAAGAGAAUGGUUUCUUGCUGGCGGAUUCAUUGGCUGCGACGAGAAAAGCAUCAGGAACGCUCUCUCGGUGAGGGAAGUCGGACAAGCUGUAGUUAUUAUUGUGGGUGGAGUCGAAGAGUCUAUCCUGGCUCGUCCAGGAGAACACAAAAUAAAGCUGCUACACCGGAAAGGAUUCAUAAAAGUGGCUUUCCAUUGUGGUGCUUCAUUGGUUCCCAUGUACACGUUCGGUGAGACUGAAACCUAUAGGCAGCUCGAUAACCCAGAAGGCUCACUGGUACGCAAGUUGCAGAUGCUGCUCAAGCGGGUAUUUGGAACUCCAUUACCAUUUUUCAAUGGAAGAGGACUGUUCCAGGUAACCUUUGGUAGAUAUGCUGUGUGGACAAAAAUGAUGCCUCUAAUGAAUGCUUUAGAUGUAUGCACAUAUUAA